Molecule: messenger RNA, 2145 nt
Organism: Arabidopsis lyrata subsp. lyrata
Lineage: Eukaryota; Viridiplantae; Streptophyta; Magnoliopsida; Brassicales; Brassicaceae
Product: L10-interacting MYB domain-containing protein
Exons: 4
Coding region: 648-1988 (446 amino acids)
Source: RefSeq, a predicted model, not a curated record
ACCAAAAAAAAAAAAAGAAAGAAAGCAAAAAUCAUCUAAAUCGAGCAAACAUUAAACAAAACCAGGACCGGACCCAACACAAACUAGUCUCACAUCCUCUUAACCAAUCAGAGUAUCUCUUCAAAGGAGAAACAAAUAGAUUAAAAGAGGCAAGAUCGGCAUUGGGCCAGGACCCAUGACCAAAUAGUACGGCCCAGCCAAUAAUUCUAUGAAAAGCCUUGCGAACUCCGUACAGUGCGGCGCAAACGCAGAAAAGCAGAGCAAACGAAGAAAAAUCGCGAUCGGCUUACACCCGUCACAGAGUGGCCACUCAAUCGCUGUCGCGUUUCCAUCAGAUUCCCGGUAACGUUUUCCGCUUCCCUUAUUCUGUUUCCGCAGCUUCCCAAUUCCCGCCGGCGAAAUCCUAACCUUUACCGUAAUUCUUCACUCUUCCGAUUAAUCGAAUUAGGGUUUCGUGCAAAUUCCCCAUUUUCGUGUUCGGUUACUGGGAUUUUCAAGUAGGAGAAGUCUCAGGUCGCAAAGUCAUAUUUUUCCUUAAACACGUUUCAUGUAAUUGCGUCUGCGUUCUCUGGUCCAAUACCUUGAUCUAAUUGGCUUCAAUAUCUAGAAUUGUAUAUGCAAAUGAGUUUGGAGAAAAGAAGUGAAAAAUGAGGCCAAAAGCUGUGUGGGAGCCUGAAUACCACAGAGUGUUUCUUGAUUUAUGUGUUGAGCAAACGAUGUUAGGGAAUAAACCCGGGACACAUUUUUCGAAAGAAGGUUGGAGAAACAUAUUGAUAUCGUUUCAGGAGAAGACUGGCGCGAUGUACGAUAGAAUGCAGCUUAAAAACCAUUGGGAUACAAUGAGCAGGCAGUGGAAAAUUUGGCGUAGACUCGUUGAAAGUAGUUAUAUGAAUUGGGAUCCUGAGACCAACAGGUUUCGUGCGAGUGAUGGUGACUGGGCAAACUAUUUACAGGAGAAUCCUGAUGCUGGGCAGUAUCGAUUGAGUGUUCCUCAAGAUCUCAAGAAGCUAGAGAUUAUCUUUGCGGGUUGUAAUGUUGAGGUGAAAAAUGAUGAAGUUUCGGGUGUAAGGAAGAGGCGAAGAAGUUUUUACGAGGAAGAAGAUGAAGAUAACCAAAGCAUGUGUAGUUCAUCCAACCCUCAAACAAAAGGGUAUUGGUCUCCGUCUACACAUAAGCUGUUUCUUGAUCUGUUGGUUCAAGAGACUUUAAAAGGAAACAGACCUGACACACAUUUUAACAAGGAAGGGUGGAAGACGAUUCUUGGGACAAUUAAUGAAAAUACCGGCAUUGGUUAUACAAGAGCGCAGCUGAAAAACCACUGGGAUUGCACUAGGAAAGGUUGGAAGAUCUGGUGUCAACUCGUUGGAGCAAGUAGCAUGAAAUGGGAUCCCGAAUCUCGUAGUUUUGGUGCGACAGAAGAGGAAUGGCGAACCUAUAUUCGGGAAAACCCAAGAGCAGGACAAUUCCGCCACAAGGAAGUUCCUCAUGCUGAUCAACUAGCAAUCAUCUUUAACGGAGUUAUAGAACCUGGAGAGACAUACACUCCUCCUUCGCGUUCGCGCAAGGAGCUCAUCCACAAUCGUUCUGAAUCACCACAAUGGCGUGACACAACUCCAUUAUCAAAGCUGCACAUAGAUGAAGCAGAAACCUCUAGGCUAAAUGGUGGUUAUGCAGAGUCUCAAGAAGAUCGGAUAGACAGCGAAAACGCGCAACCAUUGGAUGAUAUGAAGUUAAUGAGUGAGGGUAUGUUGCAGGAAAGUCCAGUAUGCGUUGAGAUUGAAUCGGCAAAGCUGAUGUACAGCAUUGGAGAAUGCAUUCAAAGCCUCGACGCAAUGAAAGAGGUGGAAGAAGGUAGUGAGCUCUACUUGUUUGCGUUGGAUCUGUUUCUAAAGAGAGAGUAUAGAGAGAUCUUCUUAGAGCUGAAGAAGCCCAGUUUGAGAAUCACAUGGUUGCAGAGACUUCAAGCUGCUUCACUUUCUAUUACAUAGGUCCCUUUUGUAUUUUGAUCUCUGUUUCUGUCUGAUUUUAUACCCAAAAGAAUCUUUCUUUGUUAGUUCUAUAUAUGGAUUAUGUAUAAAACAGAGAGGUAGAGAUGAUCAUGUUGAUGAACCUUUUGAAUUGGCAAAUUCUAAGUUGUUAUUAUAU